GGUACACCGACUUGCAGCCGGUGGGAAUGGGCGCCUUCGGUCUUGUCUGUUCGGCGCGGGAUCAAUUGACCGGGCAACCAGUCGCCGUCAAGAAAAUCAUGAAGCCAUUCAGCACACCCGUCCUGUCCAAGAGAACAUACCGCGAAUUAAAACUGUUGAAACACCUGCGACACGAAAAUAUCAUCAGUCUGAGCGAUAUCUUUAUCUCCCCGCUGGAGGAUAUUUAUUUCGUCACAGAGCUGCUGGGCACCGAUCUCCACAGAUUGUUAACUUCGCGGCCUCUUGAAAAGCAAUUUAUUCAAUAUUUCCUUUACCAGAUUCUGCGGGGGUUGAAAUAUGUCCACUCGGCCGGUGUCGUUCAUCGUGACCUCAAACCCAGCAACAUCCUUAUCAACGAGAACUGCGACCUGAAAAUCUGCGAUUUCGGUCUUGCCCGUAUCCAGGAUCCGCAGAUGACCGGCUAUGUUUCGACCCGGUAUUACCGUGCGCCUGAGAUCAUGCUCACUUGGCAGAAGUACGACGUGGAGGUGGAUAUUUGGAGCGCAGCAUGUAUUUUUGCGGAGAUGCUGGAAGGAAAGCCCCUGUUUCCCGGAAAAGAUCACGUCAAUCAAUUCUCGAUCAUCACGGAGCUGCUGGGAACUCCGCCCGACGACGUGAUCCAGACAAUUUGCAGCGAGAAUACGUUGCGAUUCGUCAAGUCGCUACCCAAGCGUGAGCGACAACCUCUGGCCACCAAGUUCAAGAAUGCCGAUCCAGAUGCGGUCGAUCUGCUGGAAAAAAUGCUUGUAUUUGACCCGAAGAAGCGCAUCCGGGCUGGCGAGGCCCUUGCCCACGAGUACCUUGCCCCGUAUCACGAUCCGACCGACGAGCCUGAGGCUGAGGAGAAGUUCGACUGGUCAUUCAACGAUGCCGACCUACCUGUGGAUACAUGGAAGAUUAUGAUGUACUCCGAAAUCCUGGACUUCCACAACAUCGACCAGGGCAACGAUGCCGGUCAAGUGCUUGUCGAGGGGGCUGCGGCCGGACAGCAGAGCUUUGCAUGAGGAGAGAUUCCUGCCUAAAAUUACCCUUGACGAGGUGCACGGAAUAUGAUAAUGAUGUCCUUUCCUUUUAUGUUCUCAUGGUAUGUAGACUGGAUGCGGGGAUUGUGAUAUGCACGUUCACGUACUUAUGUUCUGGCCACUACAUCGCUUGUUUUUUAUGCCCCCCCCCUUUUUUUUUGUUUCUCAAUGAUCUCCAGGCUGUUACAAAGUCCGGAUAAUGUUGGAGAUUAGAAACGUCUGUAACAUGACCCAACUGUUUGGAUUUUUCCAUUCUGCUAUACAUACACUUUACAUUAUUCCGGUCAUGAUCGACGGAACAUUGUUUUGCCUUUCCUUCUCACCAAGUGGUGAAUAUUGUUUCCCCCCUUUUUUUGAGGUGUGCUUGAUAGAUUUUGCUCAACACUGAAGCAAGUUACCUAAUAAUCAAUGCAAUGACUGUAUACAA
Aspergillus fijiensis CBS 313.89 is the source of this 1488-nucleotide messenger RNA. RefSeq names its product mitogen-activated protein kinase HOG1 (gene sakA). Gene Ontology annotation, biological process: protein phosphorylation; cellular response to oxidative stress; stress-activated MAPK cascade. Lineage: Eukaryota; Fungi; Ascomycota; Eurotiomycetes; Eurotiales; Aspergillaceae. Gene Ontology annotation, molecular function: ATP binding; MAP kinase activity. The record is from RefSeq and is a predicted model, not a curated record. The transcript has 8 exons. Bases 27 to 1043 code for a protein of 338 amino acids. Gene Ontology annotation, cellular component: cytoplasm; nucleus.